GGCCAGAUCAUGCUCCCUAUGCCUGGUGCUCCCUCAUCGUCGCUCGCUCUGUUCCGCCAAAGAUUAUUCAACAUGUUCGAGGGAGCCGACAAACGUGUGAUAGCUUCGUUUUGGUUGUUCGGUCUCAUUAACAAUGUACUCUAUGUGAUCAUUCUCAGCAGCGCUCUGGAUCUCGUCGGUCCUGCCGUUCCAAAGUCGCUCGUCUUACUAUUCGAUGUUGUACCGUCAUUCCUGGUAAAGCUCACCGCGCCAUACUACAUCCACCUCGUUCCGUACAACUUGCGGAUUCUGGCUUUUGUCGCACUCUCAUCGUGCGGCAUGUUACUUGUUGCCCUGAGUCCUGGUUCCGCCGACUCAUCUGUAAACGCCGCUUCUAUCUAUAUCAAGAUGUCGGGCAUUGUAUUAGCAUCCAUCAGUAGUGGUGGAGGUGAACUCAGCUUUCUUGGUCUGACCCAUUACUACGGCCCCUUCAGUCUCGCGGCCUGGGGGUCAGGCACUGGCGGCGCAGGACUGGUUGGUUCAGGUGCCUAUGUCUUGUUCACCACUGCCAUAGGCUUCAGCGUUCCAACUAGUCUGCUUGCUUUCUCCUUCCUCCCCGUCAUCAUGCUCUUCAGUUUCUUCGUCUUGUUGCCUGGCAGGGAUUUGCUCAAGGCGAAAAGCCAUGUCUAUGUUGCUGCUGGGCAAAACGACCUGGAUGCAGACACUGAAUCGCUACUCAACGACAUCCCAGAUGACUCUCGUCCACUCUCGUUACCGAAACCGAGCCAGGGCACUUCAUCAUCAUCUGAUGCAUGGCUCAAUCUUAAAGUGAACUUCUUACGGGCCAGAAGUCUAUUUUUCCCAUAUAUGUUGCCUCUACUUCUCGUAUACGUGGCCGAGUAUACGAUCAACCAAGGUGUCGCACCCACUCUGCUGUUCCCUCUUAACGAGACACCCUUUGAGCACUAUCGAUCAUUCUAUCCAACCUACAACGCCAUAUAUCAACUCGGCGUCUUCAUAUCUCGUUCUUCAUUGCCUUUCGUGAGGAUCCAUGCACUAUACCUUCCUUCGCUCCUGCAAUGCGUCAAUCUUGUGAUGCUGGCGACACAUGCCAUGUUCCCGUACUUGCCGAACAUAUGGUUCGUCUUUGCCAUUACAUUCUGGGAAGGAUUGCUUGGAGGAAUUGUUUACGUCAGCACCUUCCGCAGGAUUGGAGAGGAAGUAGCCGAGAGUGAUAGGGAGUUCAGCUUGGGGGCAACAUCUGUGUCGGACUCAGGUGGAAUCUGUAUUGCAGGGUUUUUGGGAAUGGCAGUCGAAACGGGACUUUGUGGGUGGCAAGUGGCACAUGGGCGAGAUUGGUGCAGGAGGCUAUAAUAGGGUAACAUGCAGCUCACAAGUAUGAGACAGGCACUGUGUUGUUGCAUAGAUGAAGAGGUCCGGAGGCUAAACGGAGUUAAGCGGUCAACACGCAAUGCGGAGAGAUGAUCAGCAUGUCACUAAGCAUAGCGCAUGCCCCAAAAUUAAACAAAGACAUGUUACAAC
Molecule: messenger RNA, 1521 nt
Organism: Aureobasidium pullulans EXF-150
Lineage: Eukaryota; Fungi; Ascomycota; Dothideomycetes; Dothideales; Saccotheciaceae
Product: putative Golgi integral membrane protein
Exons: 3
Coding region: 10-1353 (447 amino acids)
Biological process (GO): regulation of intracellular pH
Cellular component (GO): vacuole; membrane
Source: RefSeq, a predicted model, not a curated record